CUUCCGGGAGCAAGAGAGAAGGAGCGAGAGCAAGCUGUCUCCCGGCCACUGCGGCCAGCUUCUCUGCCUCUUCGAAUGCGCAGUGGAAAGUGCUACACGGCGGCAGUGGCAGGACUUGGCAGGGAUGACGCGGGAACUUUGUCAGCCUCAACAUGUUGCGCGUCUAACAGUCUGAGCACCUUGUAGUCGUCAGUGAGCAGGGCCGCAGACUCUUGUCCAACGACUGAAGAAACAGAGACAAACACCCUGGUGGUGCAACUGUCGUUCCCUCUCGACCGCCAUCUGCCCUCUGCCCAUUGCCAUUUGCCGUUUGCCGACUGCUCACUGCCCACUGCCCACUGCCUACUGCCUACUGCCUGCCACUCGUGCCUGCCUCUCUAGACGCCCGCCCAGAUGGCCUCUUACUACAACACGAGUACGACCAACAACAACCACCCGGGCUACAACAGCUAUACCACGCAUACUUCUCCCUUUGACGACAACCAAUAUCCGUCGUACCCGUCGUACUCGUCUCCCUACAACAAUCUCAGUCAUCAACCCACACCCAGCGAUGGCCGUGAUCCCUUCCAAGACGACGACGCCGUGCCCAUGCACAGCUACCACGCGAAGCACUCGUCCCACUCUAGCACCGCUCCUGUCAUCACCCCAGAGUACAAAGAUCCCUUCGUAAGAGACGCAAAGUCGACCACUCGUUCCCGCCCGCCAAAUGCCCCCGUCGUCAAAGGCUGGCGUCGCUACUUCACAGGCCGCGUUACCUGGGUCUGCUACUUUCUGACCCUAGUUCAAAUCAUCGUCUUCAUCGUCGAGAUUGCGAAGAAUGCCGUCCUGACCAAAUCGCCCAUUGAGAUUCAUCCACAAUUCAACCCAAUGAUCGGCCCUUCGCCCUACGUUCUCAUCAACAUGGGUGCUCGCUAUCAACCAUGCAUGCACAACAUGCACAACGUACAAGAUCGCGCGUCUGGCAACAUUACAUGGCCUUGUCCUUGGGCUACCUCAAACACUGGAGACGACGCCAAAUGUACCCUUUCUCAGUUAUGUGGCUUUGGUGGUGUACCUGAACCACAUGCUGGGGGCUCCAUCACAGACCACCCCUACCCCAACCAGUGGUAUCGCUUCAUCAUCCCCAUUUUCUUGCAUGCUGGUAUCAUCCACAUUGGCUUCAAUAUGCUGCUGCAGAUGACCUUGGGCCGUGACAUGGAGCGCUCCAUUGGCAGUAUUCGAUUUACCCUUGUAUACUUUAGUGCUGGUAUCUUCGGCUUUGUUCUUGGUGGCAACUUCGCUGCCACAGGUAUCGCCUCUACCGGCUGUUCUGGCAGUCUUUUCGGCAUUAUGGCUCUCACCCUGCUUGAACUACUAUACACAUGGCGCGAACGCCCAAGCCCCAUCAAAGACCUGCUGUUCAUCCUCGUAGAUGUCAUCGUUUCCUUCGUCCUCGGUUUGUUGCCUGGACUGGACAAUUUCUCUCACAUUGGUGGUUUCCUCAUGGGCCUAGUCCUCGGAAUCUGUCUCCUCCGUUCGCCUAACGCCUUACGCCGUCGUACUGGUGAAGAUGAACCUCCGUACAGCAGUGUCGGUGCUCCCGCCGCUACUCAAGACGCAGCGAGUCAAGGCUUGCGUGUCUUCAUCAAGCAACCGGCUGGCUUUUUCAAAGGUCGCCGCGCUAUGUGGUGGGUAUGGUGGAUCGUGCGUGCUCUCGCCCUACUGGGUGUUUUGAUUGGCUUCAUUGUUCUGCUCAAGAACUUCUAUGUCUGGCGCACUGGCUGCGCCUGGUGCAAGUACCUGAGUUGCAUUGAUGUCAACAACUGGUGCGACGUCGGCAAUUUGCAAUUCUCCAACACUACCAGUAAGCGUGACCUGCUUGCUCUGGGCAACAGCAUCUUCCUGGAGCCCAUGACAUUGGCCUGAACAUUUUUAUGUGGCUCUCCAUGACGUUCAAAACAAUAAGAUACCCCAUUGAAGUAAGAGGCUAAGGAGUUUAAAUAUCGAGACAACCUGGGGUUGUCAUUCUGCUUUUCAAUUUCUGCAUCUGGCUUUUUGGUUACUGGGACAUUGCCACGGCGUUUUGCAUUACAGAAUGUACUUUUUGCUUCAUCACGGAAGGAGCGUUCAAGCAUUUACGAGAGGGGGCAGGUGGGGCUGUAGAUCUGCAUCUCCGGCGGAUUCAAUUAGUUGAUGCACUGUCCGCUAUUCUGUCUACGGAUUAAAAUGAACUCGAGAUUGACUGCCUGUCAAGGCAAAGCGGUCCUUGUCUUUGCUCUGGCGCUCUAGUUUGACCCGCUAAUUCCCAUAUCGUUCU
Aureobasidium subglaciale EXF-2481 is the source of this 2296-nucleotide messenger RNA. RefSeq lists its product as uncharacterized. The record is from RefSeq and is a predicted model, not a curated record. Bases 394 to 1905 code for a protein of 503 amino acids. Gene Ontology annotation, cellular component: membrane. Lineage: Eukaryota; Fungi; Ascomycota; Dothideomycetes; Dothideales; Saccotheciaceae. Gene Ontology annotation, molecular function: serine-type endopeptidase activity. Gene Ontology annotation, biological process: proteolysis. The transcript is spliced from 3 exons.